AAUGAUAAUGAUGAUGAUGAUGAUGAUGAUGACGACGACGACGACGACGACGACGACGAUGACGAUGACGAUGACGAUGACGAUGACGAUGAUGAUGAUGAUGAUGAUGAUGAUGAUGAUGAUGAUGAUGAUGAUGACAAUAAUUUCUGGUGGUGUAGCAGUGGUUGGGGUUGUUAUAAUAAUGAUAUUGACGCAUUGUUUUUACUUUCAGCUUUAUCAAGGAAACGAAGGCACGCGGAUCAUUCCGAGGUAUGAAUAGACAGCUUUUAUUUCUUUUUUUUGCCUCGUAGCAGGGACAUUUGGCAUGAAAAAAAAGGCCCAUCAUAACGUUUAGAAUACGGUCGAAAAUUCUCUUGAGGUCUUCAUCUUGGAAUUCUUCGUCAGAAACAGGUCAGAAAAUUUACAAAGUAAUUUUAGCAAAUUGAAAAAUGUGUCAAAUCCCAUCCAAAAUCGAUUUGGUUUGUUCUCCCGUCAAGAUUCACUACUCGUCUUUGAAUGUUACAUUGUAGCGGAAAGAGUAGUUUGAUUUUCCGGCAGUUCAGUACCUUUCCAUAGCAGAGUGCCUGUAAUUUUAUAAACUAGUAUUUAUAAAUAGGUAUAAUACAAUAUAAAGUAGGACACUCAUUCCUGACUACACUAAACUGUGGUCAAAAUCCACCAUCGAUAAAUCUGAAUGCCUUAGGCGCUUUUUCAUAUCUUUGGCCCUGCUUCGUCUUCCUUGACCGCAGCGUGGAAUUUUAAUUUGGUAAUUUCUAUAGUUCCUGCAAAAGGCCAGGUCGAGUUUAAAAGUGUGGCAAUUUCUGGUUCGAUUGUUCAAACGCUGGAUAGCGCUAUCUUCUAGAGAAGUGUUCGGGAAACUAGUUUGUGUUAUACACUUGAUAAAGAUUUAUCCAACGGAUACUGUUAUUCACCUCUUGAACAACUGAGUCCUGCAUGGAGACUAAAGUUUAGUUUAUCUGUUUUCCAUAAAACUGUUUCCGAACAGAUCUCAGUCACGCUGAAGAUGGACUGGGAUGUAGGACAGGGAGAAGGAAAAGAAAUUCCUUCGAGUGUCAUUAUGAAGGUUCACAACGGUACCACUUUGAUGGAAAUAGUGAACAAGGCGGCUGAAGACAACAAAAACGGACCUUACGACAAAUACGACCGCGUUUACCAUGGCGGAAUUGGUUAUGUUAUCACCGGUAUGUACGGAAUCAAGGAGGACCCAACGACUAAUAAGCAUUGGGUGUUUCUUGAAGAGCAAAGUGGGAAGACGAUUCCUUGUGGCGUGGAUUUUUACGUUCCUGAAAAUGGUUCCAGCAUCGUUUUUCGGUUCACUACAUACUCUGCUGACUCCGAUCAAAAUCACACUACGAGUGGAUAUUGCAAGCCCGCCUCAAGCUCUAAUCAGGUAAAGUAGCAUCGAGGUGAGAUCAUUAUCGCUAGAGGUCGUUAUGCCCGCGUCUUGCUGAUUGGUAGCUAGGCGUUUGAAACAAGAAAGAAAUGAUCGAGUCCAAAUUUAUGCUUUAACAGCUCUGAACUUAAUUACUUAGAGGCAAGACACCAUUGCUUGUUUUGUUUGCAGAAGGCAUGGCCAUUCAAGUGAAAGCUUAAGAUCGAGAUUUUUUUCCUUCGGUAACGUACAUUAGUGCUGUACCAUGUCGUUUAGUCGAAGAACAACAACAACAGUAACAAGCUUUUCAAUAUUUGCAUGUAAGAACUUUCAGUAUUGAAAAUGUUCUGUGCAAAGAUAACGAAUAAAGAUUUAGUUAGAAAAAAGUUGAUGAACUAAGUACAAAUAGUAAACUAUUGGCCUUCAUAACAGUGACAAAGAAUCAUUGGAAACCGACUAACAAAUUAUUUGAGUUCAUCAAAGCUUUCAUUAAGUCCUUGGUAGAUAACUGUCUAAGAUUUAUGUUUUCAGACAGUAUUUUAUGAUAAACACUAUUUCCAAGGGUAGAGUAUUUGGGACAGUAAAAAAGAAAGUGAGUUUCGGUUGGACUUACAUGUGUGCGAUGUGCUCGUACCUUCCGACAAUCCUUAGAAAUGCGUAGGUGUUACCAUACAUGGAAGCUAAUGAAUAUCAGCCUAUGGGGUGGCGUUUAACAUACCGAUUUAUUUUUUGAUCACUCUAAUUUUCUCCUUCAGUACAUUUCAAGGUCCUCUUCGGCCCCCAGUGAUACCUCAUGUGCGCCCAGCGCUCGUAAGCGACCCCCUAUCCAAAACACCAAACCCUUUCCAGUCAAAGCCCUGUAGUUGCAGGGGCGGAUCUAGGGGGGGGGUGCAGGGGGGGCGCCCCCCCCCCCCCCGAGAUGACCUGCGGUAUUCUAAUACAACUGGUAUUCUGCCAAAAAAAAACUAUGUGGUUUAUUGGCGUUGAAGUAGAGCAAGAGACGAGUGCACCCCCUCCUAAAAUAAAUCCUGGAUCCGCCCCUGAGUUGAACCUCUUAAAAACGACCAUCUCUCACGAGCGAUCGCGACCAAUUUUAGGAUGACGUCAAAGAAACCAAAUUUGCGGAAAUUAUGGGAUGCACUGAGAUAGUCAGGAAGAACGAGAUAAAAAAGGCUCCCUUGCCUGAAAGCAGCGAGUUAGUACAAACUGACUGUGAGCAAGAGCUCACAACCCGCAGCGAGUAACUUCUAUCUGUUCUAUGUACUUUUGUCACGAUGUUUUUACAAACCCUUUUAUUUUGAUUUUGAUUUUGUCGCAAAUUUAGAAUAUCUUGUAAGUCCAUACCAGUCAGCAAAAUCUACAGACCUGAAAAUUGUAUUUUUUUUUAUCUUUUAAUGACGUUUAGUUCUCCUAUAUUCAUAUCUUAUACUUCGAAUGCGCUCAUAGAAGGAUCGGAGCUUCUAUCUUUACAGGAAAAACAGCUCUAAAAAUAAACUGGUCCUUGAAAACGCUGUGACAUAGCCCUAGUAUCGGAGUUGCUCUCUCCGGGUUAUGGGCUUCUACGGUGAGAUAUUAGCACCAUUAUGCUCUGAUGACCCUCACCAAAUCCUUGUAAAUUUUACAAUGUUCUGUGUAGAGUUAGUGGGUACCAAUUUCUCGCCCCAAAUUUGCACCAACACGCAGGUUUUUUGACGAAGAGGCUUUCGUGAUGUCACACCCGGCUUUACUCUAUAACUAUUGUACGUUUUAAUGAUUGUGAUGGUGACGAGAAGAUGAUGAGGAAGAUGAUGAUGACGUUGAUGAUGAUGAUGAUGAUGAUGAUGAUGACGACGACGACGACGACGACGACGACGAUGACGAUGACGAUGACGAUGACGAUGACGAUGAUGAUGAUGAUGAUGAUGAUGAUGAUGAUGAUGAUGAUGAUGAUGACAAUAAUUUC
Molecule: messenger RNA, 3314 nt
Organism: Porites evermanni
Lineage: Eukaryota; Metazoa; Cnidaria; Anthozoa; Scleractinia; Poritidae
Source: the annotation of a GenBank genome assembly